Bombina bombina (fire-bellied toad) is the source of this 1127-nucleotide messenger RNA. RefSeq names its product chromodomain-helicase-DNA-binding protein 4. NCBI's taxonomy places the organism in Eukaryota, Metazoa, Chordata, Amphibia, Anura, Bombinatoridae. Gene Ontology annotation, molecular function: DNA binding; chromatin binding; ATP-dependent chromatin remodeler activity. Gene Ontology annotation, cellular component: chromatin; NuRD complex; nucleus. Bases 45 to 1091 code for a protein of 348 amino acids. The transcript has 9 exons. The record is from RefSeq and is a predicted model, not a curated record. Gene Ontology annotation, biological process: chromatin remodeling; negative regulation of transcription by RNA polymerase II.
UAGGAUUUAACGCUCGGCAGCGAAAGGCUUUCUUAAACGCCAUUAUGCGUUACGGGAUGCCCCCCCAGGAUGCUUUCACUACUCAGUGGCUGGUCAGAGACCUCAGGGGGAAAUCAGAGAAGGAAUUCAAAGCCUACGUCUCCCUCUUCAUGCGCCACCUGUGCGAGCCAGGUGCAGAUGGAGCAGAAACGUUUGCUGAUGGCGUACCCAGAGAAGGGCUCUCUCGUCAGCAUGUUUUAACCAGAAUCGGAGUGAUGUCUCUCAUUCGCAAAAAGGUGCAAGAAUUUGAGCAUGUGAAUGGACGUUGGAGUAUGCCAGAGCUUGCAGAAACAGAGGAGAGCAAGAAGGCUUCACAGACAGACUCUCCUUCCCCCAAAACUCCCACCCCAUCUACACCAGGGGAUACUCAGCCCAACACCCCAGCACCUCAAGCUACAAACGAUGAUGCUGUGAAGAAUGAGGAGUUGGUUCCAAAAGAGGAAAAUACUGAAGGGGAUGUGAAAGCAGUCACGAAAGAAGUGAAAGCGGUCACGGAGACUAGCCAGGCAGCUGCACCUGUAUCAGAGCCACGUUCUCCUGUUCCUCAGGCUGAUGAAAAGCCAACUGAGCCUGAGAGUCAAGAAAAGCCCCCUGCACCUGAGCCCAUGGAGACCGAUCAGAAAGCAGAACCAGAGAAGACUGAUGAGGUGAUUACUGUGGAAGACAAGAAAGAUGAUGUGCAAGAGGUAACUCUGCAGAAUGGAGAGGCCACCAAGGAGCCCCCAGAGGAGAAAAAGAGAGUUGUAGUCCCAGCUAGCAAACAGCGGUUCAUGUUCAAUAUCGCAGACGGCGGCUUUACAGAGCUACACUCCUUGUGGCAGAAUGAGGAGAGAGCAGCGACGGUUACUAAAAAGACUUAUGAGAUUUGGCAUCGCAGACAUGACUACUGGCUCCUCUCCGGGAUCAUUAAUCAUGGUUAUGCCCGUUGGCAGGACAUACAGAAUGAUGUCAGAUAUGCAAUUCUUAAUGAGCCAUUCAAAGGCGAGGUCAACAGGGGAAACUUCUUAGAAAUCAAGAAUAAGUUCCUGGCUCGCCGAUUUAAGGUAAGUUAAGGAUUUCUUUUCCACUAUUUUCAGAUUCGGCUAGAU